AACCAGUCCACGUCGAUGUAAACAACUCUAAGAAGAUAGCAUGGCGGCAGAAGCUGGUGCUCCCAAGCCAACCAGGCCUAAAAAAGAGCCGCAGCCGCUGAUUAUACCCAAGAAUGCCACGGACGAACAGAGGCUGAGGCUGGAGCAGCUGAUGAGGAAUCCGAAUAAACCUGCUCCAAUACCCGAGAGGCCAAAAGAAUGGAUGCCACGGAGCACCCCGGAGUUUGUCCGAGAUGUUAUGGGAUCCAGUGCUGGGGCUGGCAGUGGCGAGUUUCAUGUAUAUCGACAUCUUCGUUGCAGGGAGUAUCAAAGACAAGAAUAUAUGGAUGCAAUGUCGGAGCCUCAAAAGUUAGAUGAAGACUUUGAAAGGAAACUAAAGGAAAAACAAAUCCAGGCAGAGGAGAGAACAGCAAAGCGCAGACUGAAACGGCAAAAAUUAAAAGAGAAGAAAAAGGCUAAAAAAGCAAAUAAAGAAGAAAACGUAGAUGCAAGCACAGAUGGGAAACAGUCACAGAAGGCUGAGGAGUCCCGCUCAGAAGAAGAGGGAGACUCCGAUGAAUAGUCCAUUACGCUCAUCAGUGGAA
This is a messenger RNA of Pseudophryne corroboree (corroboree frog), 584 nucleotides long. Its product is annotated as PRKR-interacting protein 1 homolog. The transcript has a single exon. The coding region runs from base 41 to 562 and encodes 173 amino acids. Lineage: Eukaryota; Metazoa; Chordata; Amphibia; Anura; Myobatrachidae. Gene Ontology annotation, cellular component: nucleolus. Gene Ontology annotation, biological process: negative regulation of protein kinase activity. The record is from RefSeq and is a predicted model, not a curated record. Gene Ontology annotation, molecular function: protein kinase inhibitor activity; protein kinase binding; double-stranded RNA binding.